Messenger RNA from Nyctereutes procyonoides (raccoon dog), 590 nucleotides. It is a transcript of the gene TOMM6, whose product is annotated as translocase of outer mitochondrial membrane 6. The record is from RefSeq and is a predicted model, not a curated record. Gene Ontology annotation, cellular component: mitochondrial outer membrane translocase complex; mitochondrion. The transcript has 3 exons. Lineage: Eukaryota; Metazoa; Chordata; Mammalia; Carnivora; Canidae. Bases 39 to 263 code for a protein of 74 amino acids.
GCGUCGGGAGUCGCCUUGCGGAGCGUGAGGGUGCCGCUAUGGCUUCCAGCGGGGUCGGCGUGAGCGCUGCCGGCGCGCCAAAUGAAGCACCCGAAAUUCCAGACAACGUGGGAGAUUGGCUCCGGGGCGUCUACCGUUUCGCCACCGACAGGAACGACUUCCGGAGGAACUUGAUCCUCAAUUUGGGACUUUUUGCUGCGGGAGUUUGGCUGGCUAGGAAUUUGAGUGACAUUGACCUAAUGGCACCUCAGCCGGGGGUGUAGCCAAAUAGACACAUGGAACCCCCUGUGCUGUACUUGAACCUUCCAAAACUAGAGCCUCCAAUUUAUGACCGUCACAAGACUUAGCCCUCUUGGAAGUUGAAGCUUCAAUCAGACCACCUUCCCUUCCCAAUUGCUUCGUCUCCUUGAGCCCACUCAGAACUCCAUUCUCUGGUCAGCAGUCAGGUUUCAGCCAAAGUGUUGUCCUCUGUUCUGUAAAGUUCUGUACAUAGUUCCUAAGUUUCUGCAGGGGGUGAUCUUUGCUCUUGUCCUGAGGAAUAACCUAAUGAUAUUUUAAGAAAUAUUUGGAAUAAAGACGUAUACAAAGAC